AUGACAGCAUUGGGAGAAGAGGUCUCGAUGAGAGCCGCGACCAGAGACAGAGAGCCCUAUAAUGAAGCCUACAAAAAGUGGUCCAAGCAACAGAUUGCAAAGACCCAAUUCCAAGCGCUCGAACAAGCACUCACGGCCACCUACGUCGGACUACAACAAGGAAUGGAGACGCCAAACCAACAACUGGCAAAAUUCAACAUGAUCCAAUACGAAGGAGGCACGAUGAUGUACGACAGCGUGGCUAUGUUAUUUGGCAGAAUUGCCACCAUUCUAAAUGGGUUCAACCACAAGAAUCCCCCGCCAACCAACCUAUCAGACUUGGCAGGAGUAGCGUUCCAAGCCUUCACACAAGAAAUCAAGGACGUUGUGGCUGAACACCUAGAGACGGGAGCAGCAGUAGCACUACUUAUGGACUACCCCAGCAACCUGUCUCAAAUGCACCGCCUACGCGAACGAGCAGAGAAAGAAGAGAAGCGCAUCAAGCAAAUUGUGGGAAUUGCAAACAGCGCGGGACAAAUCAGACCCAACAGAAGCUACGUUCCAGGACGAUCCGCACCACCAAGACCAGGAGGAAGAGCUUUCGCGGGAUUCCACCAACCAGAAUUCCAAGGAUUCCAAGGAUUCCAGGACGAUCGCUCCUUCCAAGCUCCAGAGAUCUAG
Messenger RNA from Cylindrotheca closterium, 660 nucleotides. The record is from the annotation of a GenBank genome assembly. NCBI's taxonomy places the organism in Eukaryota, Bacillariophyta, Bacillariophyceae, Bacillariales, Bacillariaceae.